AUGACUCGGGAGGAAGCUACGGCGCUUCUACGUCCUCCCACUAAGAAGUACAAGCCACCCUCCAAGGGCAAGCGGAAAGCUGUGGUCGCCGCCCUGUCCCAGCAGGUUUCGGAGAGUGCGGCCUUUGUACGCCACCCCCUUCAAGGGCUCUACGUUAUACUAGCGCUUCCCGCAAUGGAGACGGACGUGGCUCUGCGUCUAGUGGAGGAGAGGCAAGGGGCUUUAUGUUGUGCCUUGGUUGAGACCUCCCUUUCCAAUUCCCGCCGGCAGUGUCUUCAGGCACUACCCGUUUCCGCGUAUACCGACGACGAGGAAACGUCUCCUUGGCCAACGGCCAAACUAGAGUACUCGAAUUUUGAUACGUGGCUAAACUCCGAGGAGGCGCAGGACACUCCACGAGUGGUACUGGAGGUGUUGUGUGCCAACCGUGCGGUCUUUCCAGAUAAACUUCCUACCGGACUGCCACCGAAACGCCCCCACGAUCACCGAAUUCUUCUCGUGCCAGGGAAACUCCCUGCGAAAUCGGCGAUUUACCGCAUGACCCCCGAACAACUUCUGUUUCACAAACAGGAGAUAGCUAAGCUGUCUGCUAAUGGGUGGAUCGGCCCUACUUAUUCUCCGAUCUGCGCACCUACGAUUAUGGUGGAUAAGCGAAGUGAUGAGACGGGCGAGCGUAAGAUGCGCAUGGUUGUCAACUACCGGGAGCUGAACGCCCUUACGAUUGCGCCAGACUUUCCCCUACCACCUAUUCAGACGAUUCUUGAGAUGCUGGGGGGGGCCCGAUACUUUUCCACCCUCGAUCUCGAGUCUGGAUUUCACCAGAUAAGGAUGGCCAAGGAGGACAGGUGGAAGACGGCUUUCCGUUCUGUUAUGGGGUUAUUCGAGUAUAAGGUCAUGCCCUUUGGUCUUAAGGGCGCACCUGCUACCUUUCAGGCCAACAUUAAUGCAUACUUACAGCCUUUAUUAGGUCAGGGAGUCAUCGCGUACCUUGACGACGUCCUCAUUUACAGCCCUGACCUUCCCAGCCAUGUUGCUCUCCUCCAACAGGCCAUGACCCCCGCACAGCAGAAGUACUCCAUCUACGACCAGGAGCUUUUGGCCUUAGUGUCUGCACUCGACAAGUGGGCACAUUUACUGAGGCCUACCAAGGUCACGGCCCACACCGAUCACCAAGCUCUUACUUACUUACAGCAGCUUAAGGCGUCGAAGCCUCUUCGCGGCCGCACCGCUCGCUGGCUAGAUUUUCUGGCUGAGUUUCCCGGCCUCACUAUUACAUACAUGCCGG
Molecule: messenger RNA, 1285 nt
Organism: Eimeria necatrix
Lineage: Eukaryota; Apicomplexa; Conoidasida; Eucoccidiorida; Eimeriidae
Product: OSJNBa0079C19.6 protein, related
Exons: 2
Source: RefSeq, a predicted model, not a curated record